AUGGGACCCGAGUUCAAUCCCUUCGCUUCGCCACAAACUGUGAUUGAGGACUCCGUCAAAGGGGAAACGGAUUAUCUGAACAGAAAUGAAACGCUAGAAAACUACCUGAGUCUGUAUGAUGAGCCCAUGAAGCGGGGACUGAACAGCGUAAAGGCAAACAUUCAAGUGAAGGACGAUGCAUGUUGCAUGGACUCGAUAAUAUUCAACGACAUGGAGAUGGGAGACGAGAACUACAGUGUGCUUGACCAAGGGGAGGGGAGUUCUUUACAAAGUUUUCCUGACUCCGGAGAUGGUAGUCUGAGCGACACGGGUGCCAACGAGACACCCUUCCAGGAGCGCAGCGGCGAAGACGCGAAGCGCACACCAGAAAUGGAACUUGUCCUGGAAGACAAUUUCGAAGCCCGACGCAGUGACAACCUGUUCGAGGUGCAGAGUGGACAGCUGGCCGAGAGUCCAGUCAGGCAACUAGAAAGAGAAAAGGAGGAGGAUGAGUCUCCCACAGGUGUAGAGGUGAAGUCAGUUGGUGAUGUUCGUGAGAUCAGCCACGCUGGUCAGCUGGACGAUCUUAACAGCCUUUGCGACGUAGGCCAAUUUAUAAAUCACAAGAGGAACGCUUUUAGCAGUGCACGUGGAGAGGUGCGCCAGAAGGACGACCCCCAGCCGGGAAAGCCCUACAGUGAUGCAAAUUUGCAGAGCGAAAUGCCCUACGACGAGUGCGCCCUGACGAACGGGUUCUUUAACACGAUUGAAAAUAUAAACACCAAGGUGGUGCAAAAGUACAAGAAUUUAAAAGCAGUGUCCGAAGGUCUCAUUGGGGUUGUUACAAAGUCUGACUUCGAGCACAGGAUAGAUGAACUGGUCAGGUUUAGUGAAAGGAACUCUGUGCUCAUUGAACAGUUCCGCAAGCAAAGCGAGGAGUGCAUUCGCCGGUGCCGCAAGUUUGAGACGUCGUCUGAACAGCUGGUCGGAGAAUGCAUUGAGACCCUGGCGAACAGCAGCAUCUGUUACGCAGAGUGGGUGUGCCUGCACGCGCGCAAGCUGGACCCGUUGGAGGUAGUGCUCUCCGACAUGCAGGAGUUCGUCCGAGCGAACGAGUAA
Plasmodium fragile is the source of this 1098-nucleotide messenger RNA. RefSeq lists its product as uncharacterized. The record is from RefSeq and is a predicted model, not a curated record. Lineage: Eukaryota; Apicomplexa; Aconoidasida; Haemosporida; Plasmodiidae. The transcript has 8 exons. Bases 1 to 1098 code for a protein of 365 amino acids.